Messenger RNA from Monodelphis domestica (gray short-tailed opossum), 3450 nucleotides. The record is from RefSeq and is a predicted model, not a curated record. Lineage: Eukaryota; Metazoa; Chordata; Mammalia; Didelphimorphia; Didelphidae.
AAGCGCGAUACCCCAGGCAGGGGAAACUAGCUUGCCGGGCACGGAACCAUUACCAGCCACCCUUUCCCCCAGCCCCAUCUCUGGGAAUGGAAGGAAGGCCUUAGUUGCUCGGUCCUCGGGAAGCUGGGUGGUCGUCCCCUAGAGGGGCGGGAAGGAUUUAAGGGAAGGGAAACUCGGCCUCCGCGGCCUCAUCCCGGCCCCCCAGGCAGUAUUGGGCGCGCUGAGAGAGCCCCACUAGAGAUUAAGGAGGGGCGGGCGGGAGGGGAAACCGCGGCUGCGCGGAACUAGGGACUCCUAGGGAGUUGCAGGCGGUGGGCUAUGCGGCCAGAGCCUGGGGGAGGGUGAGGGAAGAGAAAGAUUCAGAAUUGCUAUUGCGUGAGGAGAGGGAAGGGGGAGGGGAAUCCGUGCUAGAAUGGACCCUGUUACUUGGGGUUGGGGCUGGAGAAGUGGAAGGGAGUAGAGAAUUUGACGGCGACAGGGAACCUGGGGGCAGAUGUUGUUGCUGAACCCGCGACUAUGGUAGGGAGAGUGGGGAGUCGACUAAGCCUUUGGCCUGCUGAGGGGGAGGGGAGCCUAGGGAAGUCGAGUGCUGGGGGUGGAGUCCAGAGUCUGUGGGAGUCCUAUGGGUGGGAUUGGAAAGAAAGCUUUUAUUGCUGCUGCUUGGAGAGGACCUGCUUGGGAGCUGGGAUUUUGGAGGUUAAGGCACUGAAAGAGAAGAUUGAAUCUGAAAAGGGCAAGGAUGCCUUUCCAGUAGCAGGCCAAAAAUUAAUUUAUGCAGGCAAAAUCCUCAAUGAUGAUACUGCUCUCAAAGAAUACAAAAUUGAUGAGAAGAACUUUGUGGUGGUUAUGGUGACAAAACCCAAAGCAGCAGCCACAUCAGCACCAUCACCAGCUACAACUCAACAAUCAAUUCCUGCUACCACUUCUACUGUUAGUUCAUCUACAGCAGCAUCUGUGGCUCAAGCCCCAACUCCUUCCCCUGCCUUGGCUCCCACCCCCACACCUACAUCUGUCACUCCAACACCAGCUGCAGCAGUAUGUGAACCUAUACCUACUAGUGCUCCUAAGGAAGAGAAACCAGCAGAGAAGCCAGUAGAAGCUCCUAUUGGUGUUAGCCCAACAUCAUCUGACAGUACCCUGGGUGACUCCUCUCGGUCAAACCUUUUUGAAGAUGCAACAAGUGCUCUUGUGACGGGCCAAUCAUAUGAAAAUAUGGUGACUGAGAUCAUGUCAAUGGGCUAUGAGCGAGAGCAAGUAAUUGCAGCACUGAGAGCCAGUUUCAACAACCCUGAUAGAGCAGUGGAAUAUCUUUUAAUGGGUAUCCCAGGAGAUAGAGAAAAUCAGUCUGUGGUGGAUCCCCCUCAGGCUGCCAGCACAGGGGCUGCUCAGUCUUCAGCAGUGGCAGCAGCUGCAGCCACAACAACAGCAACAACUACUACUACUACUACUUCUGGAGGACAUCCACUUGAAUUUUUACGGAACCAGCCUCAGUUCCAGCAGAUGAGACAAAUUAUUCAACAGAAUCCUUCCCUUCUGCCAGCCUUGUUACAGCAAAUAGGACGAGAAAAUCCACAGUUAUUGCAGCAAAUCAGCCAACAUCAAGAGCAUUUUAUUCAGAUGCUGAAUGAACCAGUUCAAGAAUCUGGUGGUCAAGGAGGAGGUGGGGGUGGCAGUGGAGGAAUAGCUGAAGCUGGAAGUGGUCACAUGAACUACAUUCAAGUAACACCUCAGGAAAAAGAAGCUAUAGAAAGGUUAAAGGCAUUAGGAUUCCCUGAAGGACUUGUGAUACAGGCUUAUUUUGCUUGUGAGAAGAAUGAAAAUUUGGCUGCCAAUUUUCUUCUACAGCAGAACUUUGAUGAAGAUUGAAAGGGACUUUUUUAAAUCUCAUACUUCACACCAGUGCAUUACACUAACUUUGUUCACUGGAUUGUCUGGGAUGAUUUGGGCUCAUAUCCAUAAUUCUUGGUAUAAGGUAGUAGGUGGUUGGGGGUGGGGUGGGAGGGGAUAUAGGAAAUAGGGCAGGAAUAAAUACAGUGCAUGUCUGCUUUAAAUUAGCAGAUGCAGAAAAUCCACACAGUGUAAAAUACUAUACAACCAAAAAUCAGCUUUUGCAGGUAUUUAGUUCCUUCUAUAAAACUAUAGGUAACUUUUCCUAGGUUUUCACUCUUUUUAGUGUACUAGAUCCAGAAAUUUAGUGUAAUGCCCUGCUUCUUGUUUCUUUUGACUUAACAUUGGUUAUGGAGAGAGCCUUUUGCUACCUAGAAUCUACAAUCUCUAUUUCAUGGCAACACUGGAUAAUGGCUUUGUGAAAUUCAAAAGAUUUUUGGAGCAACUGUAAACAUAAAUGCCAAAUUAUAGGUGGUUAUUUUUGCUGCUUCAAAUAUGUAUGAAAUUAGUGUAAGAAAGCCCAUUCUUUCAUGUUAAUUGCUGGGGGGGCAGGGAGAAAUCCUUUCUGGUGAAAAUCAUUACUGCUAUUUUAAAAUCCCUUGAUCAUUGAAUGUGAGACCCCUUCUAACAUGAUUUAAGAAGCUGUACACAUACAGGCAAAGUUAUUUUCCUGUUGAUGAUUUUUUUUUCUUUUGGUGAAAAAAUGGUAGAAACCUAAUUACUGUUUACUUCAAUGUUAUAUUGCAGUAAAAGUUUUAAAAUAACCAUUGCAUGUUUGCUUUUGAUGUAUCCCAUUGUGAACUGAGCACUUUUGGGGCCAAUGGAGAAAUGUAGCAUUCACUCUCCCUUCUCUCUCCCCCCCUCAGCAGAAAUGUUUUGAGUUCCAACUGCUACCUUUUUUUUUUUACUGAUUAAAAAGCUGAUCCAAUAUAAAAUUGAAGGAAAUAUUUCAGAACUAGUUUUCUGAUGCUUGUACACUUUUUCCCCUUUCUCAUAUCGGAGUAUACGGCCAACUCAAGCCACUGGCAUUGUAUUGCUUUCUUCUUUAAAAAAAGAAAAGAAAAAAAAGGUGCAUAGAAUUGUCUCCAGCAUCUUUUCUUCCAUUAAAACAAAAAGGGCAAAAUCUAUUGGGAGGGUUGGGAAAUGGAAGCUGGUAAGAUAUAAAACUUUGGAAAAUAGACAAACAAUCAAGGUAACUCAUGGCAUAUUAAAAGGAAAUCUUAAUAGCAAUGUUGGCUUUCUUUUGUUUUGUUUUACCCUUUUUAUUCCCUUUCGUAAAUCUUGGUAUUUGGUUCUGAGAGGGGGCAGGCAUCUACACUCUUGUUUCUCAAAGAUAUUUUGGCCUAACAUAAACUUAACUAUUUAAAGAACUAAUUUUGAAUAUAUUUUGACUCUGUGAUGCUGAGUAGGAAAAUGAAAUUUGCACAGAAUUUUCCCUGAAGUAAUCUCUUGCAAUAUCCUUAGCACAGCUUGAUGAUGAUGCUUUUUUGAGCUUCUCUGUCAUGCACUCGUUACCUUCUGUCUCCUAUGAAAAUAAAUGAAACUAUGAUUUUUUUCCCACAA